Messenger RNA from Penicillium chermesinum, 2643 nucleotides. RefSeq lists its product as uncharacterized. The coding region runs from base 1 to 2643 and encodes 880 amino acids. The record is from RefSeq and is a predicted model, not a curated record. NCBI's taxonomy places the organism in Eukaryota, Fungi, Ascomycota, Eurotiomycetes, Eurotiales, Aspergillaceae. The transcript has a single exon.
AUGCUGGCGUUCAGCGCGGUAGUCGCCAUCGCCGCCUCGGCUGCGGCCUUCUUCAUCGUGAUCGGAGUCGUCUGUGUCGUUGUGUGGGUGCGAGUUCGGAAAGAACGUCAUGCUCUGCGACUGCUCGGCCUUCGAAAUGGGCCGUAUACUCGAAGUCUCCUGGGCUUUACAGGUGAUACAGUGACAGAACUUAGCCGCGCAGAAGGCAGCGUCCUUCGAGCCCACGGACAGCUUCCAUAUGGAAAGCCCAACGAAUGGGGUCAAUUAGCAUCGCGGGAAAGUAUCCUGCAAUCGAAAACAUCCUCGGAUUCUUCGUUCCCGAUACUUCAGAAAGCCAGAUCUAUUCGGCGGUCUAUGUCCAUAUCCAGGCCACGUUCGCGAAGAUGGUCUCGAUCCUCCUUCAAGGAGCCCAGUCGCAUGAGUUCCAUGGCCACGUUGAGCGAAGCUGCAACUCAAAUACUUCCCAGUCCUCCGAGACCGUCAGUAUCGAAAGAUGAGGUACCAUUGUCUGCCGUGGAGGGCGUGCUCGAGCUGCCAGCAGAACGAACGCCUCAGCAUACACCGGAGAUUGCGCAAGAAGAGCCUGGGUUUGUGCUGGGUAUGCGGCCAGUCUCGCCCAGUUGGCCACUGCCCCACCAGGGAGAUCGUGCCGGGUUUCCAGCGUCUGACAGUUGUGCUUCGAAGGACUUGUUUGACCCGGGCCCCCGCGUCUUCGAUGAAUCCCCCCGGCGACUCCGAGGAGCAAGUAUCACGAGCCAGACUGCAGGAAUCGUGCCAGAGCAACCAGUCCCUCCUCCUCCACCACCGACUGCUUUUCCAUCGGACAGAUUCAGCUAUUUUCGGAAUGACUCUGUUAUGCGCCUUUCAUCAAUGAGCCUUGAUACCACAAAUAGCUCGAUCCUGGAUGAUGGCAGACACAGAUACGCUGAUACCACCGACUUGUCUUCCUCCAUAUACCCCCCUUCAGGAGGCUCAUAUGUACCAUACAGUGCAAAUGACGUUGGAGUAUGGAACGGUCGAAGAAGCUUUAUCAACACAUCCAUGCCACCUCUGCACAACUUUCCCAUUCGUUCUUCGUCUACCACAGAGGGCCAAAGGAAAUCAUCGGUCGAACCUCCUUCUCCUCGCCGCAGUAAUACCACCACCAUGUCCCGCAAUGUCAGCAAUGCUAGCUCUCGCCUGAGCAUUAUUGGAGCACCUCAACGAACUGACUCUGUUUCUUCGAGUACAGUCGGCAGGUAUCCAUCCGUGAGAAGCGGAACUUCUGGAUCUGGAAAAGCACCGCAAAAGUCAGGCCGGAUCAGCUGGCGGAACUCUGGGUCACACAUGGGGUUUGUUCCAGAACUCAGCCAAUUCAAGCAAGUCCACAGCUCGCAAGAAGGGCCUUCAGAGGACGAUCCUUUCACAGGAGACUCGCCGCAAUUGAAUGGGGCCCAAUUCACAAUGUGCUCUCCUCGCCAGGCUACCGGAUCCGCCCCUCCUAGCCCUAUGCAACGGUCGAAUCUCUCACUCCGAGGUGCACCUCACCCGCCCUCCGCAAUGAAAAGCUCGAACACAAAGUCACAGCGACGAAAGGGCCACAGACGCCAAAACUGUGUGCGUAUAUCCAUCUAUCCUCCUAUGUCAUUCGGCGGUUCUGCGUGCUCUCCGACGGUCGAAGAGGAGCCAGAGGACCUGGAUGAAAUGGAAGAAGUUGAUCUACGGGAGAGCAGCGUCAACACCCCUUCGCGACCACCUUCUGUACCCUCUAGCACCACCUCGCCAUCACCGCUCUCCAAGCGAACAAGCAGGCGCAAUAAGCCGCCGCCAAGUACACUUGGUGUUCUAGCCGAAGAGCCUCAAAACACGGCAGGCACGGGUGUUGCAAAGAAGCCAAACGAAACCGAGACUCCUAAGAAGGAGUCAAAGCUAUCUGAUGUUUUCACUUCGCAGUCACCCACCGAGAACCUCAGGCCCGUCGAAUCCCCUUCAGGUGAGAAUGCACCAAUGUGGUCAAUCCCCGAGCUUCCAUCUCCCAUCCACGAACUCCAACUCCCAUCGGCCAACGGCAGCCCUCGACGAGGUGUCAAAGGGCCCCGCAAACAGCCUGAACGCAAUGUUCUCACCAACUCGACCCGCUCGCCGCCGAAUCCCAGGGAACAACUUAUGGGGCUCGGCUCCCCCGGCAGUCUCCCUCUCAUCACUGGCACCCAGGGUAGCGACUGGCGAAAGUCGAUGGACUCUCCUUCCAAGAACGGCAGUCCAGAUCGAUCACAUCGCCGAUCUCGCGACUCACAUGCCUCCGUGGCCAGCGUAAAAGGCCCUUCGCCAAAGUACACCCGGAAGGGUUCCGUGAAAGACCGCGUGACUAUCUGGGAAGAUGCUAAUCGCAGCGGGUCCCCGCCCAAGCCGCCGGCUACCCAUGUCGUGGGAGCGUAUUUGUGGCCGGAAAAGAACUCACCCUCUUCGCAGAGUAGUACGCCUCGCUCACUUCCCAAGGCUCCCUUCUCUUCGCCGUCACAUCGACCUCGUGGGGUUCCACCCACACCGACCUCUGGUCGCCGCGGCAUGAUGACUCCAACUGGAAAAGGCCUUGGGAUAGGUGUCGGAGUGACUGGGACACCUGCCAGCUUAUACGACGGUGAUGGGUUCUUGAGAGAAUAA